AUGGGGCUUAUCGAUGCGGCUUUGCCUCUGGCAAAAUAUGCUGCCUCCAUCUUUUUGCCUCUAAUACUCUCCGUCGUUAUCUACCGUAUUGCCUUCGAUCCGUUGCGCAAAUUUCCCGGGCCACUUCUCGGGAGGUUUUCCAACGCGUACGGAGCCUACUAUGCUGCUCAGAGGAAUCUCCAUAUCGCCACGUAUCAGGAUUUGAAGAAAUACGGCCCCGUCUACAGACAGGGUCCAGAUCGACUGGUCUUUAAUACACCUACUGCAGUUCAGGAAAUAUACCUCCACCCUCGGAUCACUAAAGCACGCCUUUAUUUGCAGACUCAAUAUGAGACGGAGCACAAUGUCUUCGGCACAAUGGACCGGCACCGCCACCAACAAAAGCGCAAGAUUUAUGGGCGGCUCCUGUCGGAUCGCGCCCUGCGCUCUUUUGAGCCGGCUAUGCACGGCGAAAUUGAUAUUUUCCUGCGUCAGCUUCAUACGGCCGGCAACAAACCCGUCGAUAUGUCGCCUCUUUGCGGCCGUCUCACGACCGACGUUGCCGGCCAGAUCGGGUUUGGACAGUCGCUCGGUACACAGACGCAGCCGACGAAUCGCGUCCUGCCCAGCAUUAUGACCAGCCUCCUCGGACUGGCGAACAUUUACAUGGCGUGGCCCAGUCUCGCCCUUGUGCACAAAAUUAUUGAGAUUUUGCCAGAAAGUAGGAGGAAUUUCCAUACCUGGCGCAAUGCUCUCUUCGGUAUUAUUAGUAAACGCGUCGAUCUGCCUAAGCACGCGAGACGUGAUAUCUACUCUAUUGUCGCAGAGGAUUUUGAAGCCGACCAAGAAAUACCCCCACGCGAAAUGGGUGAGGUCUGGGGCGAGGCUACUUUUAUUAUUCCCGCAGGUGGCUUGACUACAUCGACUGCGAUUAGCGCAAUCUUCUUCUACCUCUCCCGCCAUCAGGACGUCUACGGGCGCCUGGCCGCCGAGAUCCGCGCUGCGUUCCCCGACAGUGCGUCCAUCACAAGUGGGCCGGGGCUAUCGGGCUGCACUUACUUGCGCGCCGUGAUUGACGAGUCGCUGCGCAUGGCGCCGUCCACUACCAUUACGGCGUGGCGCGAAGAGGACCCCAAGUCCAAGUCGACCGAACCGCCCUUUGUCGUCGACGGGCACAUCAUCCCCCGCGGCACCUAUGUCGGCGUCAACUCGUACUGCCUGAUGCACAAUGAAGAGUACUUUCCGAAGCCGUGGGCAUUCCGGCCCGAGCGCUGGCUGGCCGGCGACGAGGAGGGCUCCGAUAGCAUGGCCGCCACUAUGCGGUCCGCCUUUAUCCCCUUUGCGGUGGGCUCGGCGUCAUGUCUGGGCAAAAGCAUGGCGUAUAUGGAAAUGAGCCUGGUGAUAGCCAAGACGCUCUGGUAUUUCGAUUUCCAAAGGGCCGCGGGCGAGGCCGGGCAGCUGGGUGGUGGUGAUCCCCAGUCGAGCAGCCGGCCUCGCGUAGACGAAUUCCAAUUGUACGAUGCUCUGAUUGCUGAUCACCACGGCCCUAGCUUGAUCUUCUCACCUAGGGGCACCUUUUGGAAGGAUCUAGUAAAAAACGCUUGA
Molecule: messenger RNA, 1584 nt
Organism: Pestalotiopsis fici W106-1
Lineage: Eukaryota; Fungi; Ascomycota; Sordariomycetes; Amphisphaeriales; Sporocadaceae
Exons: 5
Coding region: 1-1584 (527 amino acids)
Molecular function (GO): monooxygenase activity; oxidoreductase activity, acting on paired donors, with incorporation or reduction of molecular oxygen; heme binding
Source: RefSeq, a predicted model, not a curated record